UUGCUGCUCGUUGACGGCUACAACGUCAUCGGCUAUUGGGCCCGGCUGAAGAAGCCCCAGUCCGCGCCGCACAACGGCGGGUGGAACCUCACCUUGCCUUCGCUCGACAGGCUGCUGCUGGACGACUUGGUCGAGUACAACUCGCCCAAGCGGUACGACAUUGUCGUCGUGUUCGACUCGGCGGGCACCGGCUCGCGCAGUGAUCACGUCGAGUCAUAUCUCGGCCUCGGCGUCGUCUUCACGCCAUCUGCGGAUCUCUACAUUGAGCAGGAGCUGCGCAGGAUCGCGGCCGAGGGGCAGCGGCCUGUAUGGGCCGCCACGGCGGACCGCGCGAUCCAGGUCGCCGCGACCAACUACGGAGCCAAUGUCAUGUCGACGAAGCGGCUCGUCGAGGAGCUCAAGGGCAGCCGCGCCGCCUCGGCCACCCUGGUGGGCGAGUGGAACCGGCAGGAGAGCUCGCGGCGCCCC
Molecule: messenger RNA, 468 nt
Organism: Emiliania huxleyi CCMP1516
Lineage: Eukaryota; Haptophyta; Isochrysidales; Noelaerhabdaceae
Exons: 2
Source: RefSeq, a predicted model, not a curated record